GUGUCACAUAACAACUCUUUUUGAAAAUGACCGUCAUUUUUCUCACCUGUCUACACUAGAAAGAGAAAUGGCUUUUCGCACGGAAAUGGGUCUUUAUUAUUCCUACUUCAAGAUCAUUAUUGAGGCACCAUCAUUUUGGAAUGGAGUAUGGGCAAUUAUGAAUGACAGACUAACUGAAUAUCCUUUAGUGAUUAACACCUUACAAAGGUUCAAUCUUUACCCAGAGGUGGUCCUUGCCAGCUGGUACCGCAUGUAUACUGCUGUUAUGGAUUUCUUUGGUGUACCAACAAAGACAUGCUGGACUGUAAACAGAGGAAAAGGGCUUAGUCCUGUUGAAAGUUGCGAGGGGUUGGGAGACCCUGCUUCAUUUUAUGUUGCUGUGAUUUUUCUUUUGAAUGGAUUAAUGAUGUCACUGUUCUUCAUAUACGGUACAUACCUCAGUGGGAGCCGUCUAGGAGGCCUCAUUACCGUGAUGUGUUUCUUUUUCAACCAUGGAGAGUGCACUCGCGUCAUGUGGACUCCACCUCUUCGUGAAAGUUUCUCAUAUCCAUUCCUUGUGCUUCAGAUGUUGCUUUUGACCUAUAUUCUCAGGAUUCCGAAUAUUAAUACAGGAAGCUUGAUUGCACUGUGUGUUUCUAAUAUCUUUUUCAUGCUUCCCUGGCAGUUUGCUCAGUUUGUUCUUCUAACACAGAUAGCUUCCUUAUUUGCUGUGUGUAUUAUGGGUUAUAUUGACUCCUGCAAGUUACAGAAGAUACUCUCUGCUCAUAUGGUAUCUCUUGUAGUGUGUUUUGUUCUGAUGUUUGGUAAUUCAAUGUUAUUGACAUCAUAUUAUGCUGCAUCUUUAGUAGUUAUCUGGGGAAUUCUUGAAUUGAGUCCAAAAGUCUGGAAAAGCAGAAGAGAAGUCUAUCUAUGGGUCAUUGAAGGAUGUGCCUGGUUAUUUGGGACAGUCACCUUGAAAUACCUAACUUCUUUAGUGUUUGGAAUAGCUGAUGAUGCUCAUAUAGGAAAUAUAUUAAAAUCUAAAUUUAUUGGUUACAAGGAUUUUGAUACAUUAAUGUACACCUGUGCUGCAGAGUUUGACUUCAUGGAAAAAGAGACUCCAGUAAGAUACAUAAAGACUCUACUAUUACCAGUUGUUCUGGUGGUUUUUGGGGUAAUCAUCAAAAAGGCAAUUAAAUACCUUAGGUGGGCCUUAUCUCAGGCGGGCCAAUAUGAAAGAGAGGAACGUUUUAACCAUGGUGAGCUGGUAUACCAUGCGCUGCAGCUGUUGGCAUACAGUGUCCUAGCAAUUUUAAUCAUGAGACUAAAACUGUUUUUGACACCACAUCUGUGUGUUAUGGCUUCCUUGGUGUGUUCAAAACAGUUAUUUGGAUGGCUCUUCUGUAAAAUCCAGCCCAAAACAUUGGUCUUUGCUAUUUUAGCAUUGAUGGCAAUAGAGGGAUCAGCAAACCUUCAAACUCAGUGGAAUAUCAUGGGAGAAUUUAGCAAUUUGCCACAAGAGGAACUUUUAGAGUGGAUAAAAGUCAAUACCAGACAAGAUGCAGUUUUUGCAGGAGCGAUGCCUACGAUGGCAAGUGUUAAAUUGUCUACGCUUCGUCCUAUUGUAAAUCAUCCUCACUAUGAAGAUGCAGGAUUAAGGGCCAGAACUAAAGUAGUGUAUUCCAUGUACAGUCGAAAACCUGCAAAAGAGGUAAAAAGAGAAUUGAUAAAACUGGGAGUGAAUUACUACAUUCUGGAAGAGUCAUUGUGUGUAAGCAGAAAAAAGCCUGGUUGCAGUAUGCCUGAAAUUUGGGAUGUUGAAGAUCCUGCUAAUAGUGGAAAAAUCCCUUUAUGUACCCUUAUGAGCAAGGAUUCCAGGCCAUAUUUCAUCACAGUAUUUGAAAAUAGCAAUUACAGAGUCUUGAAGAUUCCAAAGGAAUAACAUUUCAAUGCAAAGAACCAUCUCUUUCAACUUUUUAAACUAGUAACUAUAAGAAUGCUAAAUCAGAAAUACCUUUUCUACUAGACUUAAAAUGGAAAAAUGUGUAUUUUAUUAUUUACCGUUUUAAGUGAAUUCUGAUUAUAGAAAUAUCUUAAACCUAACAGUUUGGAUUUCUAUUUCAGGGUCAGUCCCUUGAGAUUUGCUAUGCAAAUGAUUAUAUGUUUGCACAUUUUAUUUAACACUGAUCCAAAAAGAGUUAAAAGUAGCUAUGGGAAGUAACUCCAUUCUCAAAAUCAAUGAUGUUGUGAAAUGGGACUGUCAGAAUGUCUUAGCAAAGCAAGUUUGUUUAAUGCGUUGGUGCUAGCAGUGAGGAACAAAGGAAUGGUGCUAUAGCAUCUGGCAUCACAUUUCUCGUGUCACUUUCAUUACUCAUCUCCUUUCUGGAAAAGGUGAUACUAGAAAUUCUCUGAAGUCACGUAGUUUUACCAGUCAUGUCAGAGAGAAGUAAAUUUUUUCCUUGAGAGGAUUAAGAACAAUUGUCAUGUUGGAUCACUUAACACAUGCUUUUAAGCUUGCUUUUGAAAUGGAAAAGUUUGUAGGCAGACUUGAAACUUCAUUAUUUAGGUGCAUGUUCUUGGAAUCUUACUGAUAUUAAAAAAAAAAGACUAAUAAGGGUAAUAUUU
Phaethon lepturus (White-tailed tropicbird) is the source of this 2604-nucleotide messenger RNA. RefSeq names its product dpy-19-like 1 (C. elegans) (gene DPY19L1). The record is from RefSeq and is a predicted model, not a curated record. Lineage: Eukaryota; Metazoa; Chordata; Aves; Phaethontiformes; Phaethontidae. Gene Ontology annotation, molecular function: mannosyltransferase activity. The transcript is spliced from 20 exons. The annotation marks the transcript as partial. Gene Ontology annotation, cellular component: nuclear inner membrane.